UGAGUCAGGAUGUCGGUCACUCACCAGUGUUCAUAUUGGACCUGUUCCGCGAGAGAAAGUCAGUCGUCUUUACAGAGAAGUAAAAGAUGAAGCUUCAGUACUCUCUCCUCUGCCUGUGUGCGCUCUUAAUUUCUGCCUCGUGUGCGGAAGAGGCUGGAGCUCUGGCCCCUAGAGGCCCUCGUCCUAAUGAACCUGGCUUCAAGGCUGACAAAUGUGCCACAGAGAAAGACUGGCCAGUCUGCUUAGAUGAUGAAUGGGGUAGAAAAUGUCCGUCUGGCUGCCGAAUUCAAGGCCUUCUGGAUCAAACUGACCACGAGAUCCUCAACAAGAUUGAGAAGAUCCGCAAGCUUCUUGACGAGGGAAAGAAAUUGCAUCGAUCCACAGAUUUGGAGUCCAAAAAUACGUACAGCUUUCUGAGAGAGAGGCUCGUCUCCAGCGCAGGUAAUGAUAACAGAUAUACCACUUUGGCUGAACAGCUGAGGCAGAGGAUUGUUGAGUUGAAGAUUAAAAUCGACCGUCAGCUGAGAGUGCUGGAGGCUUUAAAAGCUCAAAUUAAAACCCAGUUCAUCGCUGUACAGCGCCUGGAGGUUGACAUUGACAUCAAGCUGCGCAGCUGUAAAGGUUCCUGUGCCAGCUCUGUGAACUUCUCUGUGGACAAGGAGGGCUACGAAACUCUGGAAAAGCAGCUGGACCGCCUUGAUACCUUAAAGGUCCAGAGUGUUGAAACUGUCAGUUCCUUAAAGGUACUGAAGAGCAGGCCACUGAAAGACGUAAACGUGCCGUCCAUCUACAAGUCUAUAACCUCUGACACGGAAAGAGCCGCGCAGAGGAAGACCUACUUCUCUGAUGUGGGCCAGCUUCAGCUCUCCCUGGAGGCUGAGGGAUCCACGGCAGAAACGGCCGCCACCGUCAGCAAAGUCAGCACAGGUACGGGCCAAUCUACACCCAUCUCUACCACACGAAUCACCAGCCAAACCCUCAGCUGCACCCAGACCGUCCGCAAGGUAACAACGGUCACAAAAGAUGGAGUUCAGGAGAAGUACGAAACGGUGAGAAGUGGGCCAGGGUGUGACACCAUUGGAAAACUUGGCCUUUCUGAGGCAGAUCUCCUGAGCGCAGCUAAAGAUGGAAAAGAACUGACUGCUGAUGGCUUCACGGUCAAAGUAACUGGUGGAGAUUCAAAAUCCAUCACCACACUCAACCGUGGUGAUGGAGAACUCGGUGGGCUCGGUGGAGAUUUCUUUAAGGGUCUGGGUUCUAGCGGACAGGAUCGUAAGCUCUCCUCAUCCUUCACUUCUUCCUCAUCCUCUUCCUCCUCCUCCUCCAAAACCAUCAUUUCCGGCGGGAGCAAAGGUUUUCACUCAGACACUAAGAGCAUCACGUCAACUUCUUCACCUGAUUACGGUGAUGACCUCGGGGGAUUCUUACGCGGCGACAUAGAAGAUGAUCUUCCUGACCUACAUGCUCGUAGUUUGAAGUCCCGUGACGAUCGCAAAGCUGAUUUUAUUGGCGGAGUGUGUGAGUCAGUUGGUUCUCGGAAACGACACACUCCCUCCCGUUACCAAAGACGACUUGGACAUUGUCCAGUGAACAAACACCCGCUGUGUACCGACGAGGACGAGGGUGUGAAAUGCCCAUCAGGCUGUCGGCUGCAGGGUUUUAUUGACGAGGCUGACGGAGACGUUUAUGAGCGUCUCGGCAAAAUCUGUGAGAAGACAAAACUAUAUAAAACCACGCCUUUAUCUACAGCGAUUAAAACGGCUCAGUUCUACGAAGCACAAAGGAAGAUUAUCGUCAAAACAUACAUGGAGGAAAUGCGCUACGCUGAGGUCGCUGAGAUGCUCCACAGGAACCUGACACUGUUAUGGAAAAAGUCCACAGAGCUCUCCAGAGAACUACAGAAGUACCAAAGACAGACUGAGGAUCAGAUCAAUAAAAUCCACCAGUUCGAGGUGGACAUUGACAUCAAAGUCCGUGCGUGCAAAGGAUCAUGCAAGCAAACCUUUGACCAUGUGCCUGAUCACGAGACCUUCAGAUCAAUGCGGGACAAUAUUGCCACAUUCGACUUGACCUCCCCAAAACAACAAAAAACAUUUACCUUGGACAAAAAACUCAAACUGCAACCUGUGGUUCAACCUCAUGAUUCUCUCGCGUAUGGAAAAUUACCUUUCGUCCACUCAGAACUCCUCACAAAGAUGGAGGACAUCGAGCAGAAUCAGGUGGUGAUGGAUGAGCUUCAACAGCAUACGUGGAAUUCGGAUGGAAAAUGGGAAACAUAAAAGAAAUACAUGUGGGACUUUUAUCAUGGCUUGAAUACUGCUGUUUCAUUUCGAAGAAAAACUAAAAAGUUACAUUAAAGUUGUAGAACUUUCGCGAAACACACAGAUCUUUUCUCUAUAUGUUUUUAAUACGCUGUGUAUAAAAAUGUAAAUUGUUAUACAGUACAAAUAUGAAAUAAAAUGAGACUUGCUUUAA
Molecule: messenger RNA, 2475 nt
Organism: Ictalurus furcatus (blue catfish)
Lineage: Eukaryota; Metazoa; Chordata; Actinopteri; Siluriformes; Ictaluridae
Product: fibrinogen alpha chain
Exons: 9
Coding region: 87-2279 (730 amino acids)
Biological process (GO): protein polymerization; platelet activation; blood coagulation
Cellular component (GO): fibrinogen complex
Molecular function (GO): signaling receptor binding
Source: RefSeq, a predicted model, not a curated record